ACACUAGCUUGGUUGCAAGUUACAAUAUAUUACGCGAUAUUGCCAAUUAUUGCAGAUUACUCCAAUCCGUCAGAAAAACCGGUCGGAUUUGUUGUUCAUUUCAGAAGAAUUAUUUAUUUAAUUAAAGAUGGUUGUGCGGCAAUAUCAAGAGGAACUUAAAUAUCUGGAAAAAAUAGAUGAAUGUUGUUGGAGAAUCAAAAAAGGCUUUCAACCUAAUAUGAAUGUUGAAGGAGUGUUUUACGUGAACAAUACAUUGGAACGUUUAAUGUUUGAUGAGUUGCGCAAUGCAUGUCGACCAGGUGCAAUUGGAGGUUUCCUUCCUGGAAUGAAACAGAUUGCUAAUGUUGCAGCUCUGCCUGGUAUUGUAUGGAGAUCUAUUGGAUUACCAGAUGUACACUCUGGAUAUGGCUUUGCUAUUGGUAAUAUGGCAGCAUUUGACAUGGAUGAUCCAAAAUCGAUUGUAUCACCUGGUGGUGUUGGUUUUGAUAUAAAUUGUGGUGUUCGUCUAUUGCGAACAAAUUUAUUUGAGAGAGACAUCCUACCAGUAAAAGAACAACUUGCGCAAAGCAUGUUUGAUCACAUUCCAGUUGGUGUUGGAUCUAAAGGAAUUAUACCAAUGAAUGCACGAGAUUUAGAGGAGGCAUUAGAAAUGGGAAUGGAUUGGUCUUUGAGGGAAGGUUACAUUUGGGCUGAAGAUAAGGAACACUGCGAAGAAUAUGGAAGAAUGCUUAAUGCUGAUCCAUCAAAAGUAUCAAUGAGAGCUAAGAAACGUGGACUUCCUCAAUUAGGUACAUUAGGAGCUGGAAAUCAUUAUGCAGAGAUUCAGGUGGUAGAUGAAAUAUAUGAUAAGUGGGCUGCAUGUAAAAUGGGUAUCGAAGAAAAAGGCCAAAUUUGUGUUAUGAUUCAUUCAGGAAGCAGAGGAUUUGGUCAUCAAGUUGCUACAGAUGCACUUGUGCAAAUGGAAAAGGCUAUGAAGCGAGAUAACAUAGAAACCAAUGAUAGGCAGCUAGCAUGUGCUCAUAUUAAAUCUCAAGAAGGCCAAGAUUACUUAAAGGCGAUGGCAGCUGCUGCUAAUUUUGCUUGGGUUAACAGGAGUUCUAUGACAUUUCUUACUCGACAGGCAUUUGCAAAACAAUUCAACUCAUCUCCUGAUGACUUAGAUAUGCAUGUUAUUUAUGAUGUUUCUCACAAUAUUGCCAAAAUAGAAGAACAUAUGGUUGAUGGAAAACAAAAGACACUUUUAGUUCAUAGAAAGGGAUCAACAAGAGCGUUUCCACCACAUCAUCCUUUGAUUCCUGUGGAUUAUCAGUUGACAGGCCAACCAGUUUUAAUUGGUGGUACUAUGGGGACCUGUAGUUACGUUCUAACUGGUACAGAACAGGGUAUGAAAGAAACAUUUGGAUCAACGUGUCAUGGUGCUGGUCGUGCUCUUUCAAGAGCAAAAUCACGUAGAAAUUUAGAUUAUAAGCAAGUUCUGGAAAAAUUGGAAGAGUUAGGCAUAUCGAUUCGAGUUGCUUCACCGAAAUUGGUUAUGGAAGAAGCGCCGGAAUCCUAUAAAAAUGUAACAGACGUUGUUAAUACUUGCCACACAGCUGGAAUCUCCAAGAAAUGCAUUAAGCUUCGACCAAUUGCAGUCAUUAAAGGAUAAUACACAAGAGAAAAUAUAUUUUGAUUGCUCUUUGGUCGAUGACCAAAUAUUGCAGAUAUGUUUGCCAAGUGAUAUUUAUUAAAGUUACGCGCGAAUAUAUUAGGUAAUUAAUCUCACAUUUUUUUUGCAUGAAAAUAUUUGUAUAAUAUUACAUUUUUUGUAUUAAUUGUACAAAAUACUAUAUUGUCACGCGGUAAAGUCAUAUAAACGUUAA
Messenger RNA from Formica exsecta, 1862 nucleotides. It is a transcript of the gene RtcB, whose product is annotated as tRNA-splicing ligase RtcB homolog. The transcript is spliced from 11 exons. Gene Ontology annotation, molecular function: RNA ligase (ATP) activity. Bases 128 to 1648 code for a protein of 506 amino acids. NCBI's taxonomy places the organism in Eukaryota, Metazoa, Arthropoda, Insecta, Hymenoptera, Formicidae. Gene Ontology annotation, biological process: tRNA splicing, via endonucleolytic cleavage and ligation. The record is from RefSeq and is a predicted model, not a curated record. Gene Ontology annotation, cellular component: tRNA-splicing ligase complex; nucleus.